This is a messenger RNA of Plasmodium fragile, 327 nucleotides long. RefSeq lists its product as uncharacterized. The record is from RefSeq and is a predicted model, not a curated record. The coding region runs from base 1 to 327 and encodes 108 amino acids. The transcript has a single exon. Lineage: Eukaryota; Apicomplexa; Aconoidasida; Haemosporida; Plasmodiidae.
AUGUUAGACUUUACAGGAAUAGGUAACCCACCAAAGUGGGUUCAACCAUGGGAUACAACAGAAGAUGGGGUAAAACCGAAUACAGAAAACUCAGAUCCCUCCGGUUUCUCUUCCUACAAUCCAUAUUCAUUCGGUUGUGCUGGUGUUGAGGACUCGGAGGGAUACUCAUCAUGUGACCUAAGAAUAUCACUUAAUAAAUCACAAAGUGCAGGGGACCCCGGAGGAUCCUGUGUACCACCUGACGGACAAGAUAUCACACUGAAUGAUGAAAACAAAAACUUAAUGAAUGACCCACCUCAGCAUGGCGGCCCUAGUCCCCCAGACUAA